Manihot esculenta (cassava) is the source of this 1147-nucleotide messenger RNA. RefSeq names its product putative rRNA methylase YtqB. NCBI's taxonomy places the organism in Eukaryota, Viridiplantae, Streptophyta, Magnoliopsida, Malpighiales, Euphorbiaceae. The transcript is spliced from 6 exons. Bases 79 to 939 code for a protein of 286 amino acids. The record is from RefSeq and is a predicted model, not a curated record.
CAGCUUGGGACGAAAGAGAUACAAUUGUUAAAAAAUGGAGCCAAACUAAACGCAAACGGCUCACCAAGGUAAAGGAAAAUGUUAGGGUUGAGAUGUUUCCCGCAAUCAAAUUACUUGAAACGAUUCUACAGAAGGAUUACCAUCAACUGCCUGAGCAACAGCAUUCAACCUCUCCCAACCUCUAAUCUCACUCUUUGCUUCUCAUCUAAUCUCUCCUCUUUCUCUAUAUCCAUUUCUAAUAUUCACCAAUAUCGAAAAUUAUAUGCUACUGUUACACAUACUUCCAAUUCCAAUGUUACUACAUCCUCAACUGAAUCUCCCCUAACAGGUUUGGAGGAUGAUUUAGUGGGUUAUGUUUUGGGCAAGAAGAAGGCAACUGAAGUAGCCCAUUUGGUAUGGAAGCAUGUAGUCCAGAAAGGGGACACGGUUAUAGAUGCUACUUGCGGGAACGGCUACGACACCUUAGCCAUGCUUAAAAUGGUGGCUGAUGAAUCAGGCACUGCUCGUGUUUACGGAAUGGACAUCCAGAGAGAUGCUUUAGAGAACACUUCUUCAUUGCUUGAUGAAAAUGUCACUCCCAAGGAGAAACAGCUUGUAAAGCUCUUUUCCAUCUGUCACAGUAGAAUAGAAGAAAUUAUUCCAGAAAAUAGCCCUGUAAGGCUUGUUGCAUUCAACCUGGGCUACCUUCCAGGAGGUGACAAAGCUCUAACAACAGUUCCAGAAACAACCAUGAUGGCAAUAGAGUCUGCAAAGAGGGUCUUAGUGCCUGGAGGACUCAUCAGUUUAGUUGUGUAUGUGGGACAUCCUGGUGGAAGGGAAGAAUUGGAGACGGUUGAAAGUUUUGCUUCUGGAUUAUCAGUUGACGAGUGGAUAUGUUGCAAGUUCCAGAUGUUGAAUCGACCUUUAGCACCAGUACUUGUAUUCUUGUUCAAGAAGUAAAGUCACGGUCACAAUGAUGAUACUGGUAGUCGAUAUUUUUGUAACCUAGGACCUUUUUGUCUUUGUUGUAUUGUGAAACAGUGACCAAUUUUUUUUUCUUCCCUUGAUUCUUGACAAGUGUUCGGACUCAUAAACACUCGAAACAUCUUUAAUUAUGGAUAUCUUGAGGGAGAGGGUUGAAUGACAAUGAUUGAAUAGUUGAAUUUUC